Molecule: messenger RNA, 2908 nt
Organism: Heterocephalus glaber (naked mole-rat)
Lineage: Eukaryota; Metazoa; Chordata; Mammalia; Rodentia; Bathyergidae
Gene: Afg3l2
Product: AFG3 like matrix AAA peptidase subunit 2
Biological process (GO): mitochondrial protein processing
Cellular component (GO): membrane; m-AAA complex
Molecular function (GO): ATP binding; metalloendopeptidase activity; ATP hydrolysis activity
Source: RefSeq, a predicted model, not a curated record
GUUGGUGGCGUGGGUUCCCGAGUGCGGAGCCGCGCCGCGGGCCGUGGCCCUUCCCGAGGCUGCCCGCCGCCAUGGCGCUCCGCUGCUUGCUGCUGUGGGGCCGGGGCGGUUGCCGGCCUCGCGGGCUCGCGCCCUUGCUCUUGCCCGGCAGCGGCGCGGGCCGGGUCGGGCAGCACAGCCUGCGCAUGCUCUAUCAAUGUGCUACAGCGCGAGUGACAGCCACCAGAAGGUCUCUUCUGACAGACAUGAUUGCUGUGUAUCGCAGGUUCUGUUCCCGACCUCCCAAAGGAUUUGAAAAAUACUUUCCUAAUGGAAAAAAUGGAAAAAAAGCUAGUGAACCUAAAGAAGUUACAGGAGAAAAAAAAGCAGAACCAAAACCAGCGAGUGCCCCACGGUCUUCUGGGGGAGCAAGUAGCGGUGGAGGAAAACGCCAGGGCAAGAAGGAUGAUUCCCACUGGUGGUCCAGGUUCCAGAAGGGUGACUUCCCGUGGGACGACAAGGACUUCAGGUUGUACUUCCUCUGGACUGCCCUGUUUUGGGGUGGAGUCAUGCUGUACAUCCUGUUCAAGCGCUCCGGGAGAGAAAUCACUUGGAAGGACUUUGUCAAUAACUAUCUCUCCAAAGGCGUAGUAGACAGACUGGAAGUCGUCAACAAGCGUUUUGUUCGAGUGACUUUCAUACCAGGAAAGACUCCAGUUGAUGGGCAAUAUGUCUGGUUUAAUAUUGGCAGUGUAGACGCCUUUGAGCGGAAUCUGGAAACUUUACAGCAAGAGCUGGGCAUAGAAGGGGAAGACCGGGUGCCUGUUGUCUACAUUACUGAAAGCGAUGGCUCCUUUCUGCUGAGCAUGCUGCCCACUGUCCUCAUCAUCACCUUUCUGCUCUACACCAUUCGGAGGGGCCCUGCCGGCAUCGGCCGGGGCGGCCGGGGCGUGGGCGGGCUCUUCAGCGUCGGGGAGACCACGGCCAAGGUCCUGAAGGACGAGAUAGACGUCAAGUUCAAGGACGUGGCUGGCUGUGAGGAGGCCAAGCUGGAGAUCAUGGAGUUCGUGAACUUCUUGAAAAACCCAAAGCAGUACGAAGACCUAGGAGCCAAAAUCCCAAAGGGUGCCAUUCUCACGGGUCCUCCCGGCACCGGGAAGACACUGCUGGCCAAGGCCACGGCUGGAGAGGCCAACGUCCCCUUCAUCACCGUCAGCGGAUCCGAGUUCCUGGAGAUGUUUGUUGGUGUGGGCCCAGCGCGGGUUCGAGACUUGUUUUCCCUUGCCCGGAAGCACGCCCCUUGCAUCCUGUUCAUUGACGAGAUCGACGCAGUGGGCAGGAGGAGGGGCCGUGGCAACUUCGGGGGGCAGAGCGAGCAGGAGAACACGCUGAACCAGCUGCUGGUGGAGAUGGACGGUUUUAACACGACAACAAACGUGGUCAUCUUGGCGGGCACCAACCGGCCGGACAUUCUGGACCCGGCGCUGCUGCGGCCCGGCCGCUUCGACCGGCAGAUCUUCAUUGGACCCCCAGACAUAAAAGGAAGAGCCUCCAUUUUCAAAGUUCACCUCCGGCCUCUGAAGCUGGAUGUUGCCCUGGAGAAGGAGAAGCUGGCCCGGAAGCUGGCGUCUCUGACCCCGGGGUUUUCAGGAGCUGAUGUGGCCAAUGUGUGUAAUGAGGCUGCCUUGAUCGCUGCACGACACCUUUCAGACUCCAUAAAUGAGAAGCACUUUGAGCAAGCCAUCGAACGAGUGAUUGGCGGCUUGGAGAAGAAAACCCAGGUCCUGCAGCCCGAGGAGAAGAAGACAGUGGCGUACCAUGAAGCAGGCCAUGCGGUCGCUGGCUGGUACCUGGAGCAUGCAGACCCUCUGCUAAAGGUGUCCAUCAUCCCCCGUGGCAAAGGGCUUGGCUACGCCCAGUACCUGCCGAAGGAGCAGUACCUGUACACCAGGGAGCAGCUCCUAGACCGGAUGUGCAUGACCCUGGGCGGCCGGGUCUCUGAGGAGAUCUUCUUUGGGAGGAUCACCACCGGUGCCCAGGACGACCUGCGGAAGGUCACACAGAGUGCCUAUGCCCAGAUUGUGCAGUUCGGCAUGAAUGAGAAGGUCGGGCAGAUCUCCUUUGACCUCCCGCGCCAGGGCGACAUGGUGCUGGAGAAGCCGUACAGCGAGGCCACCGCCAGGCUCAUUGACGACGAGGUGCGGAUCCUGAUCAGUGAGGCCUACAAGAGAACUGUGGCUCUUCUCACGGAGAAGAAGGCCGACGUGGAGAAGGUUGCGCUUCUGUUGUUAGAGAAAGAAGUUUUAGAUAAGAACGACAUGGUUACGCUUCUGGGCCCCAGACCAUUUGCAGAAAAAUCCACGUAUGAAGAGUUCGUGGAGGGCACGGGCAGCUUGGAUGAGGACACCUCGCUGCCAGAGGGCCUGAAGGACUGGAACAAAGAGCGGGAGAAGGAGGAGAAGGAGCCCCCAGACCAGAAAGGUGCCAGCCAGAUGCAGACAGUCCGUGGCGGCCGCUGUUGUCUGCCUGCGGUGUCAGCAUGACACUGCAGCUCUGGCUGGCGGGAGGGCAGUCCGGCUGCUGCUGACCCGCCUCUCUCCGGAGUCACGCCCGGGGCCAGUGAUUCCAGGACCCCAGUGUGGAGCGUGGGCUGGCGCUGUCCUGCCGAGGCAUCUGGGAGCAGCAGGGCGGCUGGCCGUGGAGGAGUGGUUUCUCCCCACCUCCGCUCUUCAUUCCUAGUUCUCUUCAGUUUCUCUCUGCAGAUGGGCUGUGGAAUUAAAUUGGAGUCCUGAUGAGAACAUUUUGAUUUAAUUUAAUGUUUUACUGUUUCAAUGAACGGUUUUCUAUAGAGAGCUGUAACAUACUUGAAAAUGUGAAUGUAUUGUGUAAAUAUGGCUUCUUUACAUCAGAAAUAAAUGUGAACACUGUA